Messenger RNA from Durusdinium trenchii, 5973 nucleotides. NCBI's taxonomy places the organism in Eukaryota, Dinophyceae, Suessiales, Symbiodiniaceae. The record is from the annotation of a GenBank genome assembly.
GGACUGAACUCUUCCCGAGUUCAGCGCUACAUGCAAGAGCUGGGCAUGCAGCUGCUUGGGAUCCAGUGUCCAUGUCUAUGCUGGUUUUGGCAGGUAUUGAAAACAACACCAACACCGGCAGUUUGGGUUAUGAUUCGAGUUUCACCAGCUACAGCUUGCUCUCGAACACCUGGAGUGCGCACUCUUCCUUAGGAUCUGGCCGUGUGGGCCAUGCAGUUGUGUGGGAUUCUGAGGCGCCUGCGCUGUUCACCUUUGGAGGUUUCAACACCACUUACUUGUCCGAGGUUUGGCGGUAUGUUUCAUCCCCACUACAGUCACUGAUGGUUGCAAGUUGUCAACUGGGCCACGAAUGUUUUCUCAACAGUGCAACUCAGACCAGCGUUUCCUUGAUAGUGAAGCAAACUUGUUCAGAGGAGUUUGACAUUGUUUUGAAAGGCUGGGCCUCGGAUGACAACAAGCUCGCAUUGAGAGACGCUGCAAACUCAUCACUUUUGUUUGUGGAACCGGGUGACUACCGUUUGUGUUUGUGCUCGCAAGCGGUCGAAUGCACGCAGUCCUUUGGCUUUUUCAUUGUGGAAGGACCAUAUUCCAACCAGCAAAGCCAAUGUGUACUGGGGUCUCAUUGCAUUGUGUUUUGGCGAGGGGUCGGAAUUUCCAGCAGAGAUCAUGUGGUGGCCACGAAGAAAUGUGGCGCAGCAGAAGCAACGGUUAGCUUCGGCCAGCGGCCCAUUGUCAUUCAGUCCACUUCCAAUCUGUCAAGUUUGGACAACAAAUCUAAGCUCAACUUAUUUGGGUUGGACUUGGGGUUUGUUAGCCUGACUGGUCCGCCGGAGGUGGUGGAGGUGUGCUGGUGCCCAGAAACUCAUCAGUGCAGCGCGCCUGAGGAUUUCCGUGCCAUUGCUGUCCAACUGCAGGUCGUAUGCCCGCCUGGCAUGCACGAGCAUCAGGAAGCUUUGCAAAGUUCCUGCCAGCAUUGUUCAUCGGGCCAUUAUUGCCCUGGAGGAGUGGAUGCGGAGGAGAAGCCUUGCCCUUACGCAAGCACCACGCCACCUAACGCCAGUGACUUGUCUCAAUGCGCGUGCCAGAAGGGAUACUAUUGGAAUAUGGGUGCAUGCAUUGCAUGCCCCACAGGGUCAACAACCCUGGAAGAUGGUGCUGUGUCACUGACAUCUUGCACAUGCAUGCCUGGCUUUGUCAACACGCAGCCCAGCAACCCUGCAGCAUGUGAGGCAUGUGGUGUUGGAUUCUUUUGCAAUGGAGAGUCGCACAGACAAGCUUGCCCGGCCAACCAUACGACUGAGCAGGACACCUCUGGCAAUAAAUCCCACUGCGUGUGCUCUACUGGUGUUUAUUUAAAGGACGGUUCCUGCACUGCUUGCCCAGCAGGUCACUUCAAGAUCGAUGUGGGAAACAUGCCGUGCCAGAAAUGUCCCCAUGGCAGGUGGAGUGGUGUGGUUGGAGCAGAUACAUCGCUGGUUUGCACAGCUUGCAUGGCAGGUGCUACCACACAAUCAAGUGGAGCCACAUCGGUAUUUGAAUGUAAGUGCGAGCCAGGCUUGUAUGGUGUGAACGGCAGCUGUAUGGCUUGCAUUGAGGGUUUCUAUUGCCCUGGCACUGGGGAAGCUGUUGCUUGCCCAGAUGGGGCCACGUCUUCAAGAAGAGCCAGCUUUCCAUCUGACUGCAUUUGCCAACCUGGACGUUAUGCUCAAGGUUUGAGCUGUCACUUGUGCCCUCCGGGGCAUUACAAACCAUCCGACGGCAACCAAGAAUCGUGUCCACUACAGUGUCCAACGGGUGCUGAAAGUGAAAACGGUUCCACCAGUUUGUUGGACUGUUUUUGUACACUUGAUCAUUAUGCAGUCCUUGACAGUGCAAAUCAGCUUGCACGGUGUGGCAGCUGCGCCACAUAUGCCGACCGUUUGCUUUGUCCCGGUAGCUUGAUCCAAAGCAACCAGACGAACGAGGAAUCCAAUCCAGUGCGAACUCAUGCUCUUCCCAUUGCCAAAGCCGGUUUUUUUCAAACUGGCGCCCUCACAGCAAUAAAGUGUAACGCUGUGGGGCGGGAUGGGCUCAGUUCCUGCCUUGGAGGUGACGUGCUGUGUCAGGUCAAGCAAGCUGUUGGAUCAUUCAAUUCCGAAUGCGUCGGAAAAUAUGGGAACCUAUGCGCUGAAGGCUCCACAGGGAUGCUGUGCGGGGAAUGCCCUGCAGGGUGGGCAAGACCAUCUCUCCAAGAACCGUGCGAACCUUGCCCAAAUGGUGCGGUGGGCCUGUUUUUCCUCAUCCUGGCUGACGUGGUUUCCAAGGCGUGCAUCAACUGUAUUGUUGCGUCGUUGGCAGCUACUGCCGCAGUGCGGGGCAGCAGCAAGCUGCACACAAGCAUGAUUCGCAUUGGAAGCCAGUGGCUUGCUGCUUGCUCUGUUAUUGCGACAUUUCGCUUUGACCAACUGCGUAUUUUGAGCUUUUCCAGAACUAGCCAGGGCCAGGAUGAGGCUUUUCAAACCUUGAGCUGGCCACCAGAAAUCACACGCGCAAUGAGAACAAUUUUUCAUUUCCUCUCGCUGCAACCUGUUCUGGUUUCUGUGGAUUUAGGGGCAUCUUGCGCAGCUGAAGAUUUGUUUCCGGGCGAUCUUACCGCGAGGAACAUGGCCCCAGGUAUAUACUCAAUCUGCCUUCCGCCUCUACUGACAGUUGGCAUUAUAGUCCUCUCAUAUGUUGUUGUACAUGGUCUUGUGCCACUUGCGAAUCAGCGUGGCAUUGUGUUCAACCAGGCGGAUAAGAACAAGAAGGCAAGGGAAAAAGCUGUGAGCAGACUGCAAGAUGCUUUGGUGCCACUGUUAGCAGAUUCUGGCCUAUCAUGGGAUGAGAUCCAGCAGUCAGGAGUUUUCGAUAUGAUUUUGUCCGCUUUGGAGGAAGCCUGUGCCGAGCCAAACAUUUUCCUGCGAAAAGCAGUGACGACGAAUAGAGCGUUGCUUUUGAAAGCCUGUCAACUCAGGGCUGCGGAAUCGGAGCUUUCUUCCUUGACCAAAUGUAGCGAGGCUGAGAUCUCUCGAAUUGAGAUCUCGGAUUUGAUCGAUUGCGAAGAUUUCAAUGCUUUGCUUGACAACGUCAUAUCUCGAGCCAACCAAAGGGGUGAACAAAAUAGGGAACCGGUUGCAAACCCUCCGAAAGAAGACGAAAAUGGAGAGCUGAGAGACGCUGGUCUGGGUGAUGAUGGACCCAUAACAGGCCCUCAGACUGAUUCAUCAGACGACGAUGAGGCACGCAUCAGUGUUUCGCCUGUGCAUCAGCCGAAAGCGGCGGAAGUCAACUUGGCUGAAGAGAAGCCAGAAGCUCCAGUGUCGCAAGAAGACAACUCCAUGGAUUCGUUGGACUUUGGCUUGUUCUCGCCCAAAGCCCCACUGUCAAAGCUAGUGAUUCAGAGCUUGCCCAUUGUGUGGAUUGGGUUUCUAUCUUUGUGGCCUGCACUUUUAUCUCAAUUUCUGCAAAUGUUGUGGUGUGUGCCUAUCUUGGAGGAUGAGACGGUUGUAAGUCGACUGCUGCCCAGCCCAGAUGUGCGUUGUGGGUCCAGCGAUCAUCUCCCAUCAGCUGCCGUUGCGAUUUGCGGACUGCUUGGCUGGUGCGUGGGGAUUCCAAUUGCAUUGGCGGUGAGGCUGGUCAGCUUGGAGGACAGGCAAACUCCGGAGAAUUACCGGAAAUAUGGGUAUUUCAUUCAGGGCUAUGAGCCGCAAUAUUGGUGGUGGGACAUUUUGAUUAAGCGGGCUGACAUUGGCGCGAUGAUGGUGAUCACCUACACCUCCAUUGUGCCGGACUCAGAGGCAAAGCUGAUGUUAUUUCCAGUUUUGUCAGGCCUCCAACUUGCAAUGGCUUGUUGGAUCAAACCAUUUUCCAACGAUCAGGCUGAAAUACUUGACGUCUUGGAGGUGAGUUUGGCGGCAAUACGUUUUCUCCUCUUCAGCUCUGUUGGGGCCUUGUUGAUUUUGAAUCCGUCUGCGGGGACGGCCUCUUGUUUGGCAACUAUGCUCUUUGUCGCCUUGCUCACAGCUUGCGUCUAUUUUAUUCUCCACGUGGUGGCUCAACUCCUCCGAGAUGCUUCUUUGAACCCUGAGAAGCCACCGGAGGGUUUCUCGAAGCCGAUCAUGAAGAUUGUAGGCGCGUUGAAGACCUAUGUGAUUGAAUUCUUUUUGCCUCUUGUCAAGGAGGGACAGGAGGAGCUUUGCCAAUUGGAAUGGCGCUUCAAUGAUGGGAUCAUUGUGACCACAACUCCCGUGUUGAAGGCCCCUAGAGUGACCUCAAUUGCGACUAUGGGAAGCCGAUUACGUGGCAAGGCGUGGUUCAUUCUCGCCCGUUUUCGGGCUGUGGUGCUGCGCUUCGGGCCGCCCUUUCAAAGAAGUGCGCUUGGAAAGGUUAUCGAAGAUUUCACCAUGCUUUGGCCCCUUGGUCGCAGAGGCUGUGUUCAUGAAGUUUCUUUCCGAGCUUUACAAACCCCGCCAAAUCCAGCUGCAGUACAGUGUCGAGCCACUUGCACUCCCAGUUUCACCGCUCCUGACUUUACGGCUUUACGGCGAACUGUAGGUUGGAAACCUGGGUGUGGGGACACCCCAAAGCCUUCCCAUUUUCACGUCACAGUGAGGGUGGCAGCUUCGAUGGAAGGCUGUGUGUGACUUCGUAAGUGGUCGACUGACUUCUCUGGUGGCCUGUGAGUCCUCCUUAUAUACUUUCCUGGUGGUUGGUCUUGUCUUGGUCUUGGCUGCUCAGUUGAAGGCCGAAGCACUCAGAUGGCCUUGAACCUUCGACUGUCUCCAGUUCGGUACUUGGGGUUCCUGCUGUUUACCUUCCAGUCCGCUGUGGAAUCUGCUUUCCAACUUGAGUGGCUGUGUUUGUGUGGGCUCUGUGUGCGCCCAAUCUCCCAGGGGCAUAAGUUGAAAAGAGCAAAGCUUCCUAGCAUCCUGGAGAUUCAUUGUGUGACCUGCUUUUAGGGAAGGCCAAUGAGCACCUUUCACAUUGAAAGUUGACAGCAGCUUGCUUGUUUGGCAUGUAAACUUUGGAGGAUCCAAUUGUGCACAAGAAUUAGUGACGGAAGUGGCGGUCUCUCGCAGGGGCUAAACCUCAAAGGGCACACAGGACAUGAGAUGUUUAAAUUGAGUUGAAGUUUUGAAGUUGUAAUGGUUAACAGUAUCCCGUUGUUUUCAUGGACUGGUACUUCUCCAGGGUGUCCGUGGGAAAUCCUUAGUGAGAACCUUGCAUGUUUUGACGCGAUUUGAUUUAGUGGCUGGUGAGUUGCUAGCAAUCCACUCCUAGCAACAGAGGUUGCCAUUGAGGCUGCGAGUGGGUAGUGAGUGGAUGGUGAGGCCCGAGUAGCUAGCAAGGCCUUGCUUGUGGUUCGUUAGGCAUCUGUGAAGGAGAGCGCCAUCUAGGGGUCUCCCAAAACCAGUCCAUGAUGUUUCUGAUAUCCAACACGGUGGACCUGAGCACGGAACCCGCGCAGGUUGGUGCAGUUGAAGCAAAGCAGCAUGCCAAUAGCAAGCCAAGGGGUGCUCAUCACCCUCGCUACUGCCAACAAGCGUUUACCACAUUUGAUGUACAAGAAUGUGAUUGGGGAAAAGUGGUUUGAGCAGGUCCAAGAGCUAAGCUUGGAGCGUGGGCCACACACAUGCACGCCAGAUGAUUUGUCGCGGGCGAUGACACGAUUGAGUCAAAUGCCUGCGCUUGACGCAGUGAAACUUGUGAAUCAUAUAGUGGAGAUUUGGAGUAAAGCCAGUUCUCGGAAAUCUUGGCUUGAGUGAGGCAGCGCCAAAUCUUGAGCCAACAAGCAAUGGCUGGAAGUGUGUUGCUUCAAUAUCUCAGACUUGACCAUUUCUGAGCUGGGGCACUCAGAAUAGAAAGAUGCCGUUUGUUGUUUGAAGCUUGCGCCUUUUGAAAAAAGUCUGUGUCAGAAAGAUUUGGCAUAUACAAUCACAGAAGUCGAAGAUGCAG